Messenger RNA from Microtus oregoni (creeping vole), 2550 nucleotides. It is a transcript of the gene Efhb, whose product is annotated as EF-hand domain family member B. The transcript is spliced from 13 exons. The record is from RefSeq and is a predicted model, not a curated record. The coding region runs from base 1 to 2550 and encodes 849 amino acids. Lineage: Eukaryota; Metazoa; Chordata; Mammalia; Rodentia; Cricetidae. Gene Ontology annotation, molecular function: calcium ion binding.
AUGUGUACUCCUAAAGUGGGGUCUCCUAAAGCUUUUCAAACUUCCCUAGAGCCAAAUAAAGCUUCCCCGUUAAAGAUGAGUUCUCUGGGAAGGAUGAGGACACCAGAAAUCAUGAAGGUUGGACUCACCCAGGAAAAAAAGGACGACUUAAUAGAGAGGGCACUUGGGGAUUCAAAAUCUUCCACGGACCUGGGGCUUGAAAUGAGACUAGAACAAAAUCCAAGGUGGAGGGAGAGGAUGGCAUCACCAGAAACAAAAUCGCCGCCUUGCCAUGCUCUUGGAGUAGGAUUAGAAAGACGUACUCUUUCUAGGACGCCUAUGGAGUUGGAUACUUUAGGAUGCCACAGGGGCUCCCCUUUCCAGAGACCAAAACCUCUGGGUGUGUUACCAGGAAGAGUGGGGUCAGAAAACGAGGGUCUUCUGCCUCGUUUUCUUUUGGGCACAGAGUGUGCAAGUCCACAGGCGGCGGGGAGCACAAGGACGCCUGUCACCUGUGGACCUGCAAGGACAGAGGCUAUAGCAGAAAAGCAGCCUGUUGUGGGUUUGGAACUCAGAAAAGAACUGGAGAAAGAGCCCAGCUGUGUUGUGGUGAACCCCUAUGCAGAGAAGCCCUCCCAGGAGGUAGACAUUGGGUUGCAACAAACCCAGGAACCAGGUGAAUCCAAGAAUGAAGAGCCUCAAAUAGGCUUAGUAACAGAACCUUCUGAGUGCCCAUUUGCCCAACAACCUGAGGAGGAACAGGAACCCACGGCCAUGGACCCUGGAGUGGAGGCUCCAGCACACAUCAGACCCAUAUAUUCUGGAAAAUUCUUUGACCGGAUGCCUUGCUGGCCAAGUGCAGGAAAAGUUAAGCCAGUUGGAUACAGAGUUGCAACCUGUUUGACGGAAAAACUUCCCAGGCUUACUACUCCCCCAGAGGCAAAGAAAUAUUUCAAUUUCAGAUAUCCACCUCCUGGAGAAGAAAGAGUAUUUUAUGGCAGAGCAAAUGAUCCCCAAAUUGCACCUUAUUUGACACAUGGAAUAAGAACUAAAAUUUCAAUACCGGUGAGCACAUUGGUAAACCCACAGCCCAUUACCACAUUUCAACAGAAAAUUAAAGACAAAAAAGAAUCUAUAUAUUUUAGCAAUCAACGGGCACCACUGGGAAAAUCUCAUGAUCAAACACCAGGAUUGCCUAAAGGAAUGGAUAUACUCAACACAACAUUUGGGACACCAGUUAUCAGAGAGCUGUCUGCUAGUGACAUUGUGAAUCCACCAAAAGCCUUCGAAGAUGUGUUUAAAGAAGGACAGGAAGGACAUGAUUUGUACAUUGUCUCUCACCAUGAUUAUUUUGCAGGAGAAGCAAAGAAUCGAGCAUAUAACCCAGAAAGUUUCCAUAGGUUUAACUUGUAUGGAGUCCCAACACCUCAUUUUAAUGACGGGCGCACGAUGGCUAAAACUUUAUAUUGGCUCCAUGAACUACAAAUGAAACGAGGAGCUAAAAUUACAUCCCAAAGGGCUGAUGACUUCAAGGAAAAGUUUCAACACAAACUUGGAAGAGUUUUAGACCCAAUUGCAGAAACUAUGAAUGUUGACCCAGGCCACACAUUUGGAGCUUGCCUCCAGCCUGAGGACUAUGGAGCUGGUGAUCUCAUCCAUUACAGACACCCUGGUGAAUAUCUUCGUGGCAAAGACCGCCAGCGAGCCGUGAUUGCUGCGGCUCGUCAUCACUUGAAGAAAUUUAAUUACCAGCACUUUAACACUUUGCUGUCGGCUUUCAGGCACUAUGACAAGAAAGGAGAUGGGAUGAUCGACAGAGAAGAACUGCAUGAAGCUUGUGACCAGGCAAACCUGCAUCUAGACAAGGUGCUUCUGAACCAGCUGUUUGAUUACUGUGAUGUGGAUCAGGAUGGCCUGAUUAACUAUCUGGAAUUUGCCAAUUUCCUUAACUGGAAAGACAAAGUACCUCUCACAGAGUAUGAGAAGAGAGUCAUUAUUAAAGUUAGUAAACCAGACUGUGAAAACAAUACUGAGACUAGCGUGGGAGAAGCUGAACCAACUCUUCUGAUUCGGCCUGAAGAUAUCGUCCCAAAAGAACCAGGGAGUUCAGAAGAGACUCUCCGGGUACUCCUGAGACCAAGUGACAAAGUUUCAGACCACUAUAAGACAACUUCUUCUGAGAUCAGUGCAACUGUUGGAGCUGUUCCUUCUAUAUGUUACCCCAUAUAUGGUGUUCCGACUGUUCGAUCUGACAUUCCCGCUCCUCGGAUUCGUCGUGUCAGUGACAGAAAUAACUAUGGUGAAGACGGCAAUGCUUACUCCCUGCUGCAGCCCUCCAUCUUCUCCCAGAAAGGCGUGUUUGAGAGAGACUUCUUCAAGUCCAGAUCAAAGGAAGAGAUUUCAAAUAUAUUAACUAACAUUGGAGUCAAGCUUUCUGAUGAAGAAUUUGAAAAUGUAUGGAACCUCGCGUCAAAAAAACACCACAGAGGAGAAGUUUGUGUUGAGACCAUCAGGAAUGUUCUAGAUGAGCUGCAGCACGCAGGCCUAGUCAAGUGUAAAACGGUCAUGUGA